GUGACGUAAGAGCCCGUCUCCCGCGCAGGCGCAGAGUGGGCUCGGCGCUGUGAGGAGGAGGAGGCGGCGGCGGCGGCGGCGGCGGCCAUGGCGCUCAACAGGAACCACUCGGAGGGCGGCGGCGUCAUCGUUAACAACAGCGAGAACGUUUUGAUGACCUAUGAUCACGUAGAAAUUACCUUCAGUGAUAUUGAACCUAUGCCAGAUGCCUUCAAAGGGACCAAGAAAGGGAGUGUUUUCUUGACUCCCUACCGAGUUAUCUUUGUAUCAAAAGGAAAGGAUGCUAUGCAGUCUUUUGUGAUGCCCUUUUAUUUGUUGAAAGAUUGCGAGAUUAAGCAGCCUGUCUUUGGAGCGAAUUAUAUUAAGGGUACAGUGAAAGCAGAGGCAGGAGGUGGCUGGGAGGGAUCUGCCACAUUCAAGAUGACCUUUUCAGCUGGAGGCGCUAUCGAGUUUGGGCAGCGUAUGCUGCAGGUGGCAUCGCAAGUCUCCAGAGGUGAAAUACCCAAUGGAGCUUACGGCUAUUCCUAUAUGCCAAAUGGAUCCUAUGCUUUCGCACCAGCUGCAGCUAAUGGGGGCUAUCCAUACCCACCACCUCCUCCUGAGUUUUAUCCUGGCCCUCCUGUGGUGGAUGGAGACAUGGGUUACAUGCAGCUUCCACCCCCACCGUACCCAGGGCCCAUGGAACCCCCGGUCAGCGGUCCAGACCUGCCCACCACUCCUGCAGCUGAAGCGAAGGCUGCCGAAGCCGCUGCCAGUGCUUACUACAGCCCGGUCAACCCACAUAACGUCUAUAUGCCCACGGACCAGCCACCUCCUCCUCCAUACUUCCCACCAGAGGACAAGAAAAACCAAUAAGCUAACACAGAACUUCUCCACAACUCAUUGCUUUCUUACUUCCCAUUUUGGCAGAAUCCUGGGGCAUGGUCCAUAGCACUGAGGAGUAGAGCCUUCCCCCAAGGCAGAUAGCUUUCAUGGACUCUAGUGGUAGAUAGAGCAGAGCAAGGGGAGAGAUUUCAGCAGCCUGGGUUACCUGGUAGAGCUCUGAGGGUUUGCUGUCCUACCGCAGUAUUCCCUUCUCCCCGUGUGCGGCUUCACUAGAACUGGAGGUUCUCUUAAUCUGUGAUUGUUUCACUUACGUCUGUUUCUUUUGAUACUUAAAUUAUACCUCUUUGGAGUAAGCAGCUGCUCCAAACAGUCAAUUAACAUGCUCAUAAUGUGGAAACAAGGCUUUUGCGGAUGGUGUGGUGGGUGUCUUGAAUUUACCUUAGUGUGCAGCCGAGAACAUCUCUGGACACAGGGAUGUCUCUGGGUAUUCCUUGCAACCCAGAGUAUCACAUCCAAUUUUUCCCUCUGCUACUGAGAAAGGACUUCAAAGGGAACCUUUGGUAUCUCAGAGGAAAUAGAUGUCUGUUACAUUUUUCAGGUAUCUAUUAAACUUUCUUGGUCUUUUUAGCAAAGUCAUUCCUUACAAUCGUAGCAAAUAAUCCGGUAGCCCUCCAAAUUUUCCUGCUGUGCACUGUGUAUGAUGAUGCUGCCAGGCUUCCCUUAAGAAAACAUACUACUCUCUACAGGGUUGAUUAGUAGCAUCUAACUAGUCAUAGAUCAUAUGGGAACACUAAUUUUCUGUUGUAUCUUUUUUCCAGUUAGAUAUGUGGGCUUGAGAUCACUAAGUCCCAAAUAUUCUCUUUGUAGUCUAUAAUGCACUUUUUUUUUCCUUUGCUGUAACCCAAGUUACACAUUUUGGCCAGUGAAGCAACUUACUGCUGUGAUUUAACUGGUGAAUUAAUAGCUGAUGGGGAGAAAAUAGUUGCUUUACUUCUGACCUGGUAGCACUUGAGAGAAUAUGCAAAAUGUUGGAAUAAGCUGUUAGGUGCAACUGAGCUGCUCAUUUGAAUGUUGUUUAAUGCUGUUAGCAUUCCUGGAUCAGCUGUGAAUUUAUUUCCCGGUGUCUUGUACGUGGGCUCCUUGGACUGAAGGUUCAAGUGUUUUCCUUCCGCAGCAUUGAUUCAUUGAUCUCAUUAGCAACAACUCUAGUAUGCAGAACCUCUGCAGGACUGAUCAGAAUCCAGGUUGUAAAACUUUGCAUUGUACAAAGCUUUGCACAAAUCAGAUUUUACUGACUUCUGACAGCUGUGAGAGAGGAAAUCCUUCCCAGCAAGUGUGAAGAAAGAUUGUGUGCUAGGAAACUGCUGAGACUUGCUGCAUGCAGCCUGCUUGGAGAGAAAAAAGGUCCACCUCCUUGUUUUCUUUUUGUUUGAGUCUAGCUGAUUAAUCAAAUUGCUACUGUCUGUGCACUGACUUUUCUAGAAUUGCUACUGCAGUGAUGUAAAGAAAUGGUUAUUUUAAAAAAAAUAUUUAUUUUGAAAAUGUUUGAUUAAUAUAUUAAUGUGAAAUGACUUUUGAAUGCAGAUUUGUUUUGCCAAGACUGUGAAGUAAAGAGAAAUCAGCUCAAAA
Molecule: messenger RNA, 2454 nt
Organism: Aquila chrysaetos chrysaetos
Lineage: Eukaryota; Metazoa; Chordata; Aves; Accipitriformes; Accipitridae
Gene: WBP2
Product: WW domain binding protein 2
Exons: 8
Coding region: 88-855 (255 amino acids)
Biological process (GO): positive regulation of DNA-templated transcription
Cellular component (GO): nucleus
Molecular function (GO): chromatin DNA binding; transcription coactivator activity
Source: RefSeq, a predicted model, not a curated record